This is a messenger RNA of Beta vulgaris subsp. vulgaris (sugar beet), 1464 nucleotides long. RefSeq names its product bifunctional UDP-glucose 4-epimerase and UDP-xylose 4-epimerase 1. The transcript has 9 exons. Gene Ontology annotation, cellular component: cytosol. Gene Ontology annotation, molecular function: UDP-glucose 4-epimerase activity; RNA binding. The coding region runs from base 121 to 1176 and encodes 351 amino acids. Gene Ontology annotation, biological process: galactose metabolic process; rRNA processing. NCBI's taxonomy places the organism in Eukaryota, Viridiplantae, Streptophyta, Magnoliopsida, Caryophyllales, Amaranthaceae. The record is from RefSeq and is a predicted model, not a curated record.
UCACAUUCUCUUUCAUUUCCUAUUUUUCAAACAAAUUUCCUCUCUUUCUCUCUCCUCUCUUUCAGUUCAUUUUACUCUGUUUUCUUUCUGUUUUUGCAUUCUCUCUCUAAAACAAAAUUAAUGGGUUCUGAAACUAGAAACAAUAUUCUUGUUACUGGAGGUGCUGGAUUCAUUGGUACUCAUUGUGUUCUUGUAUUACUUAAAGAAGGAUUUCGAGUAAUUAUCAUUGAUAAUCUCGAUAAUUCUGUUGAAGAAGCUGUUAAUCGUGUCAGAGAGUUAGUGGGUCCAGAUUUAUCAAAAAACCUCGAAUUUCAUUUGGGUGAUCUCAGGAAUAAAGAUGAUGUUGAGAAGCUUUUUUCUGACAACAUAUUUGAUGCUGUGAUUCACUUUGCUGGACUGAAGGCUGUGGGUGAAAGUGUUGCUCAUCCAUUUCGCUAUUUUGAUAAUAAUUUGAUUGGAUCAAUCAAUUUGUACCAAACUAUGGCCAAAUUCAACUGUAAGAAGUUGGUCUUUUCAUCAUCAGCUACUGUUUACGGCCAGCCAGAGAAAAUUCCAUGUGUAGAAGAUUUUGCAUUGAAGGCUAUGAAUCCAUAUGGUCGCACUAAGUUGUUCCUUGAGGAAAUUGCCCGAGACAUAUCGAGUGCAGACAAAGAAUGGAACAUAAUUCUGCUGAGGUACUUCAAUCCUGUUGGGGCUCAUGAGAGUGGUAAACUUGGUGAAGAUCCUAAGGGUAUCCCAAACAACCUUAUGCCCUACAUACAACAGGUUGCUGUCGGGAGAUUACCUGAGCUCAAUGUCUAUGGCACUGACUAUCCUACAAGGGAUGGUACAGCGAUUCGAGAUUACAUCCAUGUGAUGGACUUAGCUGAUGGUCAUGUUGCUGCUUUAAGGAAGUUGUUUGCUUCACAGAAUAUAGGUUGCGAUGCCAUUAAUUUGGGGACUGGCCAUGGUGCUUCAGUGCUUGAAAUGGUAGCGGCUUUUGAGAAGGCAUCUGGAAAGAAAAUCCCACUUAAAAUGUGCCCUAGAAGACCAGGAGAUGCAACUGAAGUUUAUGCCUCAACAGAGAAAGCUGCAAAAGAACUUGGCUGGAAGGCGAAAUACGAUAUAAAUGAUAUGUGCAGGGAUCAAUGGAAGUGGGCAAGCAGCAAUCCAUGGGGUUAUCAGGAAAAACCUUAAUGAUCUGGUUCAAGAGUUCCAAAAAGCAAUACCUGAGGAUGAGGACCAAAUAUUUUUCAAGUGUUGAAAGUGUUCAUUUUGAAAAAGUUUCUUAAGUUGCAACAGCAAUGUUGGUCAGUCUAUUUAAUAGUUGUUUCUAAGUUUCCAUGAUAUAGUAAUACUGCUGUAGAUAAACUUGGUUGUUGGCGCUGAGUCAUACUAAAUGAGAAAAUGAGAUGUUAACAGAAAUGUGCUACUCCUAUUUAAAGUUAGAAAAUGAUAUACUCCUAUGUAGUAUAUCUUGUCAAA